AUGGGAAGUUUUACAGAAGAUAAGAAAGAAAUUAUAAAAUUAGAGGAUGCUUAUAAGUUAUAUAAUUUCAAUAGAGAUAACACAUUAUCAGUAUUACAAGAAAAUGACGACUGUAUGCCUCAUUCUAUAAUUCUUGAUAAUAAGAGUCUAAAUAUAUUUAAUAUGGACUCUGCAAAGUAUCAAAAAAGCGAGUAUAAAAGAAUAUUUAAUUUAAACUCAAGAAAAUUUACAGACGAACCAAAUUUUGCUUCAGCACUUUCAUAUGAAGAUGUAUCAUCGGAUUCUGAAGAAACUAAAAAGAAUGAAGAAGAGAAUGAUAUAACUCAACCACGUAUACACACAAUUCUAAGUUUUUUUAUUCCUUUUAUAGGUUGCCUUUCCUAUUUAAUAAAUUUAAAAUACCCUGAACCAUCGUUAAGACGUCAAUACGCCAAAAAAGCCUUAUGUGUAGGAAGCGCUUUAAGUGUUAUUUAUUCUUUCAUUCUUUGUUCCUUGUUAGGACAAUAUAUUUAUCAAUACGAUAAUAAGGAAAUGCAUGGAUAUACAUAUUGA
Molecule: messenger RNA, 552 nt
Organism: Plasmodium adleri (nom. inval.)
Lineage: Eukaryota; Apicomplexa; Aconoidasida; Haemosporida; Plasmodiidae
Product: conserved Plasmodium protein, unknown function
Exons: 4
Coding region: 1-552 (183 amino acids)
Source: RefSeq, a predicted model, not a curated record